Molecule: messenger RNA, 3851 nt
Organism: Sinocyclocheilus rhinocerous
Lineage: Eukaryota; Metazoa; Chordata; Actinopteri; Cypriniformes; Cyprinidae
Product: integral membrane protein GPR155-like
Exons: 17
Coding region: 189-2444 (751 amino acids)
Biological process (GO): transmembrane transport; negative regulation of BMP signaling pathway
Cellular component (GO): membrane
Source: RefSeq, a predicted model, not a curated record
UUGAAAAUAACGGAGUGCCGAAGCGCUGGAGAUGCUGUGAGCAGAGUGAAAGCAUGCAUGUUUCGGGUGUGUUUUUCUUUUUCAACAAGAUAUUCAAUCCAUGCAUCGAUCAUCUUGACACGUGAACACAUGCUUCCUGAUUUGCACCGUUAGAUCAUCUCUCAGUGGUCCCUGUCAAGCUCGUCAUCAUGGAGGGCCAGUAUGUCACCAUUCAUGGCCUCAACAUCACUCACAGCCCUCUUGGAGCACCGGCCAUGUCUAUCGACAAACUUUUCCCGGCUCUGCUGGAGUGCUUUGGCAUCAUCCUCUGCGGCUAUGUGGCGGGCCGCAGUGACAUCAUCAGCGUGGGACAAGUCAAAGGCCUGGGAAAUUUUGUGUCAUGUUUCGCACUUCCUGCGUUGCUCUUCAAGAACAUGGUGCAGCUGCAGUUUCAGCAUGUCGUCUGGUCUUUUCUAUGGAGCGUUUUGAUCGCAAAAGUGUGUGUGUUCUUACUAAUUUGUGUGCUGACGCUGUUGGUGGCAAAUCCUGAGAGCAAAUACAGUAAAGCCGGGCUGUUUGCUAUCUUUGCCACUCAGAGCAAUGACUUUGCACUGGGAUAUCCUAUAGUGGAUGCGCUGUACAGAAGUUCGCACCCAGAGUAUAUGCAGUAUAUAUAUCUGGUGGCGCCUGUGUCUCUGAUGCUUCUGAACCCUGUGGGCUUUGCUUUGUGUGAGAUUCAGAGAUGGAGACACACCAGUGACCGCAACUACAGCAAACUGCAUGUGAUCUUUACAGUCAUCCUGCAGGUUUUGAAGAACCCAAUAAUCUUCAUGGUUAUUGUUGGAAUUCUCUCUCAUUUCCUGUUUGGUGGACAUGUGCCUGUUUUACUAGGAGAGUUUGUUGAUGGACUGGCAAACUCUUUUGGAGGGGCGGCCCUCUUUUAUCUGGGCCUGAGCAUGGUGGGACAGAUGGGUAAACUCACACGUGCCACUGGGGUUUCCCUCAUCCUGCUUAUCACUGCCAAACUACUAGUUAUGCCAUUGUUGUGUAAGGACAUGGUGGAGCUGUUGGAUGCUGGUAAUUCCAGCUCUGUAAAUCACUCCAGCCUGUCUGAUUAUGCAUUCCUUUACGGAGUCUUCCCUACCGCUCCCAGCGUGGCCAUAUAUGCUGCCCAGUAUAACAUGGAGCUGGAGGUGGUGACCUCUGGUAUGGUCAUUAGCACAUUCCUAUCAGCACCCAUCAUGUAUGUGUCGGCAUGGUUACUGACCAUUCCAUGGAUGGAGGCCACAUCCCUGGUGACGGAGCUGCAGGACGUGAGCUUUAACGUCAGCAUUGUCAGCCUAAUAACCCUGGGCUGGACCCUUGCUGUCAUGCUACUGAGUAAGAAGUUCAGGAGGCUGCCGCAAAUGUUUGCCACAAAUCUGAUUUUAGCACAGCUACUAGCAUGCGUGUCAAUGAUGUUGUGGAAGUUUGUUCUGAAGCAGGGGAACGCGUUUGGCCAAAUUCUCACCUUUACUCUACUUUAUGGAUCUCUUUACAGUACCUACAUGUGGACAGGUCUUUUGGCGUUCGCUCUUACUUUAUUGGGCAGAAAUGAAAACUUGAAAGUGAAACCUAUCUUUUUCAUCAUCUCUGGAUGGGGAAUUCCUUUUCUGAUUGUGGGUGGGCUACUCAUGAUAGGACAAAGAAUGAGUGACAACUUGGACUCCGCCUUCUUCUAUGGCAAGGGGCAGAUUGUGUGUACUGUGGUAGUACUGGGCUGCAGCAUCAUGCUGGGUGGUCUGUCUUUGAUGAGUUUGAGCCGAGGGGCCCAGGAGGAGCAAAACUAUCAAGCCCUAGAUCAGAACUCCAUGACAGGCACAACAGAAGAUGUGAGACAACCCCAGACAGAGAACCAGCACUCAUCUGAGCUAGAGCAAACCUACAGCAGCCUCAACACAGAUGUUUGUUGCAGUGAACCCAUGCCAGAUAUGAUAGUUGGGCAUCUUAAUGACCCGCCAGUGCCUUCAGCAGGGAUUUUCCUGAGAGAGGCGUCAAGCUCUUCACGUGUGCAGGAGGAGAGACAGAUAGCUCGACAUGUGCUCCUCUGCCUGCUCCUCGUUGUCAGCAUGCUGGCUAACCUGUCCAGUUGUCUGUGGUGGUUGUUCAAUGCUGAUCCAGGACGACUUUACCUCGAACUGCAGUUCUUUUGUGCUGUAGCCAAUUAUGGACAGGGUUUUGUUUCCUUUGGAAUUUUUGGGUUAGAUGAGAAUCUUAUUAUUCUUCCAUUCAAAAAGAGGCUGGCUGCUCUGUGUGGUUUUGGUGAGGAUGAAAGCCCUGAGUCUGCUGUUGUUCCUGAGGAAAUACGACUGACCUGUACACAGUUUGUGAGAUACCACAAAGAUCAGUGCGUUCAGGAUAUUGUUCGCAAUAGAGGCGGGUCUUCUGAAUCUCUCACCGGACCAGUUGGUGAAUCCUUUCUUUGAUUGACAGGUGUACUCACUGGGGUAUGAGUAUGGUGUAGUAUACUGGCAGUGAGUUCAUUGGCUCCUGUGUGUGGGCGUGGCUAAGACAGAAAGGCGCGGCCUUGCCUUCAGGACACAGCUGCAGAAGAGUGGUGUCUUACUCCAUGUGACCCAUAUAUAUGGCUUCCAAUUCCCUGUGAUAUUGCUUCAAAUGUACCUCCACUUUAUAAUGUGACACAAGCCCACGAAAGAACUAAAUAGACUGAAUUAUGACUGAGCUAUGAAACAAGUUGUUCUCUCAUCAGUAUUUGUUGUACUUCUUGAAUUACUAUGCAUGGCAUGCAAAGAGCACAGAACUCUCCCUUUAUCUCAUUCAAUAGCCCUCAAAUUACACACACACUUGCUCUGUUCCAAAUCCUAGUGAGCUGCCUAUGGAGGCAGCAUUUUUUAAGGCAUCAUAGGCAUGCUUCGGCAAAAGGCUGUUAUGAAAGGUGAGCAACAUGGUUAUGCUGCUGUAAUUUUAACCGUAUUUUAAGGCAGCUUAGCAUGUAGACUUUGUGGAAACGCAAGCCCAGAAUACACUGAGACAAUCUAAAGUGAGAAAUAAGUUCAAGAGGCAAAUUAAAAAUGUGUUAUUUUGUCCUGUAUUUAUGUGUGCUAUGUAUUUAUGGGUAUUAUUCUUAUAUAUGCUCAUCUUGCAAGUUGAGUCUCCUAUGCAGUACCCUAUUUGUAUGGUGCACAGGGUUGUGUUUCUAAAUAGUCGACAAGGAUGCUGCUUUAGAAGGUUUUGGAACAGAACAUGAAUGUGAACUAAUUAUUAUAAUUACAUUAAUUAUGAUGAAAUGGUCGCUGAAACACUGAAAUAUGCUGUCUACACAAGUUCUGUAAAAACACUUCUGACUGGGAUUUGAAUUGUAUGCUUUGUGUUACUUGUCAGCCUUGUCUUAAUGACAAGACUAUACGGCCUUGUAGCAAAGCCAUGCAAGACAUGUUUACAAACCUAAAAUUAUCCUACAGUUACGUUCUUAGAGCUAACUAAGCAUAAAUUCAGGACAAUCUGGAAUUUACAAUGGGGUCACUCCAUUUUCAAUCUACAGCAUUAUUUUAUGUACCUUAAUGUUGACUAAAGUGAAAAUUCUCUUAUUAAGCAUCUUUUAAGUAUGUAAAUUUGUUUUGCUGGUGUUAAUCUAUAUAGGUGAUGGCAUUUAUGUAUAUCAUAAAUUUAAAUCUAGAUAGGUGAAAUGACAUUUAGAAAGCAGGAGGGCAGUCACUGGUGAAAAGUUAUUGUUUAUUUCUUUGUUGAUGUCAUAAACUGUUUAAUUUUAUGUAAAAAAAAAAAAUUCUGUAAUACUGUUCAUACAUUAAAGUCAAAAACCGUGUCAAAAGCUGUACCAAUUAAAUGGCAAAUGCAGAGCAGGUUUUAUGUGU